CUACCCCUCCCAUCCCAUCACCCUUCCUGUGGCAAACAACCUAUUUUUGGAAUACUCCACAACUAAUUGUCAUGACAAGAAUUAAUACUCAUUCUCAAAUCUAGGUUUAUUACUGAUUGACACAUCUAAAUACUUACUUGUGAAUCAUUCAGCUUUUCUACGGAGAACAGCUUUCAGGGACUAUAAAAUACCCCUCCAUUUAGGAACAGGAACAACAACAACAACAACAACAACAACAACAACAACAACAACAACAACAACAACAACAACAACAACAACAACAACAACAACAACAACAACAACAAGCGACUUACUGACAAUCCUGACAAAGUUAUUCCUGUCUCUACCCUCUCUUCGCCUCUCUGCCUCUUCUGCCACUCUCUCCGCCAAUCCACUAGUCCAUCAUCCAUAUGGCUUACUUCAAUUCUCAAGCUCUAUGACAAUCACAUAAAGCCACCAGUCAUCAUUGUGCAUAUCCCUAGGCUAUUAUUCGAAUUGCCUAUUGCAGCCACAAAAAUCGAAUUCGAUCGACAACUACUCAUCUUCUAUCAGUAUUCUAUAUCACUCGCAACUCAUUCCUACUUCUACUUCUACUUCUACUUCUACUUCCACUUCCACUUCUACAUCUAACAGAGAGGUCAAAUAAUUCACUUCACAAUGUCUGCCACUCCAUUCAUUCAAUUUCUAGGUCCAACAAACCUUGAAGGAUAUGAUCGCAAACUUCCCGCAUCAGAGCAACCCAGUAAUAUCCCGAAAACAUUCCUAGAUGCUAUGGAAGUUCGAGAAGCUGUCUUCGUUAAGGAGCAGGAUGUACCCCUCGAAAAUGAAUUCGAUUCUGAUGAUACCCGAGCUUGCCACUGGGUCAUUUAUGCUUCAGUGAACGAAAUGACGGAACCAGAGGUUAAAGAUGAUGAUGGAAACAUAUUACGGAGAAAGAGAAGCAGAACUACAUCUCAGCCGAUUGGUACAAUUCGUCUCGUACCAUUUCCUCAUCCACCACAUCCCGAACCUGGCUCAAGUUACCAAGCUGAUGCGCUUGAAACCGCUCCAACAACCGACAGUCCAAAUCCACCACCUUAUAUCGUCGAUCGAGCAACUACAUAUCAUGACGGCAUCGAGCCAUAUAUAAAGUUGGGUAGACUAGCAGUCGUCAAAGAAUGCAGAGGUGCCGGCAUCUCCAAGCUAUUGGCAGGUGCGGCGAUGUCAUGGGCUCAACAAAACCCCUCCUAUUUCAACCCUUCUAUUGCCACAGUUGGAAUGGAAAAUGUAGGAGCGUCGAGUACAGAAGAAAUACCAGUGUGGAGAGGUUUGAUGUGUGUUCAUGCACAAGAACAAGUUGCAUCACUUUGGGCUAAAUGGGGUUUCAAGAUCGAUGAUGGAAUGGGAACGUGGAAUGAGGAAGGAAUCAAACAUGUGGGAAUGUUUCAAAGGGUGAAAACCAUGAAUGAUAUUGCACCUGCAACGAUUUGAAGGGAAGAUUUGAUACACAAGAGAUACCCAAUUGAAAUUUUGAGAAGCAAUGAGAUCAGUGGCUUUGAUGAUAUAUUGAGAUAAUAACUUACAACAUGAAGUAUUUUUAGCCACAUUAUCUCUCGAUUCUCCCUUGAAAGUUUACACUGGUGGAUUAUUUUCUACUACUUUUCUUCAUGUUCU
This is a messenger RNA of Sclerotinia trifoliorum, 1653 nucleotides long. The record is from the annotation of a GenBank genome assembly. Lineage: Eukaryota; Fungi; Ascomycota; Leotiomycetes; Helotiales; Sclerotiniaceae.